CAUCAUGGAUAAUCUUGCAGUUUCGAAGAUGGCGGCGGUUUUCAAACCAAUAAUUCGAUGGGCUCAAAGCAAGGAGCGAAUAUUUUUAACACUGGAGUUGUCAGAUGUUCAGUAUCCAGCUGUAGAACUGACUGGUAACCGGUUAGUCUUUCAAGGAUUUGGUCAUGGAGCCAGAGGGGAACAGCAGUACCAUGUGGACAUUGAUUUCUAUAAGCCUGUUGAUAUUACAGCAAGCAGUCAUAAAGUUCUGGAUCGUCAUGUGGAAUUUUCCAUUGCUAAGUUGAAAGGGCAGCAGGAGUUCUGGCCCCGUCUUAUUGUGGAUGAACAAAAGCCGGCCUGGUUGAAAGUCAACUUUGAUCGAUGGCAAAGUGAAGAUACAUCUGAUAGUGAAAAAGAUGAACUGGAAGAACAAGCUAAACUAGAGAACUUGAUGGCUAAUACCAAAGCCAUGGAAUUAGAUCUGGACAAUGAAAUAGAGAAAACCAAACAAGAAGUUUUCAGAUUUACUCGAAUAUUCUACUUGGUUGUGUAUAAUCUCAUGCAAGGAGGAUUAUAUCUCUACAUCACUUCAGUCCUUCUGUACAAAGCAAUUUUUCAAGGAACAGAUGCCUUCUCUGAAGCUUAUGACUCAGUCAGUGAUGUACUAGCCUCAUGUCAGUUGGCAGCCUUCUUGGAGGUUAUUCAUCCUAUGGUUGGUAUUGUCAAGACUGGUGUACUGGCUCCAUUCAUGCAGGUUUUUGGUAGAAACUUGGUUCUUUUCUUGGUAGUGGUUGCAAAUAAAGAGCUCCAUAAACUUACAGCUGUAUAUGGUCUUUUCAUUGUAUGGUCUCUUAUUGAAGUUGUACGGUACCCAUUUUAUGCCUCUGAGAUCCUUGGCAUAAGAAUUGAACCCCUGAUGUGGCUUCGAUAUACAUUAUGGAUUCCUCUGUAUCCCCUUGGUGUACUCUUUGAAGUUACUCUCAUAUGGAAGGCAAUUCCUUUACUGGAUGAAUCUGAGAGAUUUUCUGUCAAACUACCAAAUGCAUUGAACUUCAGUUUUAGCUUUGCAUGGUACCUCAGAGUAUAUCUUUUCUUUCUUGUUAUUGGUGGCUGUUACAUGAUGAGACACAUGUAUGCCCUACGACAACGAAGAUAUGGCAGGAAGAAAACAAAAACAAAAUAGCAACCUUCUCCGUCAAUAAUACCUGCAACAUAAAGGCCUAAUCAUGCCUGCCAAGACUUUAAAAGUCAGAUCUCUCUCAAAAAUUGUUGACGAUUCUUUUAACUACAAAGAAAACAAUUAUACAAAGGCACAGCAUGCUGUUCAGUGCUGCAGUUUUGGCUGUGGCAAGCUGACAAGUACUUACAUGUUUCAUUUAAUAUAUCAAAGGAAAGUCAUGUUACACCGAAGAUUGAUAAAAGGUUACAUUUAGAGACUGUGUUCCACAUGGUUACUGUAAAUACAAUGUUUAGCAUCCGUGGUCAGGAAGAACUAUCAAUGAAAAGUUAUUCCUAUAAGUUUUCUUGAUUUUAUUGAAGUAGACAACCUUAGUAGGUAGCAUUUCUGCCAUUUUUAUUUGAGGUAGAAGUGUGUUUUCAAACAGCAGUUGGUGACCAAGAAUAUAAUUUUGACUGAGAGUACCAUAAAAGAAGUAUAUCAAAUCAGUGGGUUUCCUAUAAGGUUAACAUACCCCAGGUACAAUUCUGACGGUUGGCAAGGAAGUAUUGCCUAGAUAUAUUGAGUAACAGUUAAGUAAAAGACUAUUAUGCCAAGAUGGAAGGACACAAAUACAGUUGUUACAAGAAUCUGCCACAAUUCUAACUUACAAAGUCUCAACAAGGUUAACUUUAAGGCAUUUACUUUGGAUUUAAACAAUUUUUUUUACCAAUGUUUUGACUUCAGUUAUUGAUGUAACUGUGUUAAUGCAAUAUCCCCUCCUAAAAAUUCAUUUAUACAGUAUUUAUACUGUAUCUACCAAUAACAACAUCUAGAUUCUUGAUGCUAAUGCAGGUAACAAAUAUAUUUAAGCAUGCAACUUAUAAAGGUUACAGUGUUUAUCUACAAGAAUCUGCCACAAAUAUAACUCACAAAAUCUCAAGGUUAGGAUUAAUGCAUUUACUUUAGAUUUUUAAAAACAAAUUUUUUAAUAUUUUGACUUCAGGUAUUGAUAUAACUGUGUUUAACUGUUUCUCAUUUUCAAGAUUUUUUCUGACAUGCUUUUAAGAGAUAUUUUAAAGCAGAUUUUAAAAGUUCAUAGGUUAAUUGACAAGCCAUUUUGACAUUUUAGACUACUGACUUUCUCAGUUAACAAUUUUAAGUAUAGCCACCAAAUUUUAAUCUUGAUGAAAGUCAUCUAAACACCAUCCCAACCAUUAUGUUUAUAUGGUAAUAAAAUGUAAGUAUAAAAAACUGUGUCACACUGUUCCUUAGGUACAGUUAUGAUGGUUGUUAGAGAAGUAUUGCCUAGAAAUAUUGAUUAAAAAUUAAGCAAUAGACUAUUGUGCUAAGAUGUAAAGACACAAAUGCGGUUUUUACACUUAAUGUGACAACUGCAUUUAUGUACUUGCAUCCAAUCACACCAAUCCACCCAUAAGAUUGCCAGUACUAUCUUAAAUAUUUUGCAAUUUUAUUAUUUUUUAACUCCCAUGAGUGACCAAGUUGGAAUUUCUUCUUCCAAUAUCAAUAAAAUAUCAACCAGAUAAGUCAUGAAAAUAAAGAAAAAUAUCAAUUUGGGGAUAAUUAGUUGAACCAAUACUAAAUUAUCUCAACUAACAUUAUAAGAAUUGUAUGGUUGACAGUAAGGAGAGGUAUAAAAUUAAGCUGGGAGUUAAAGGGUUAACAACACAUGUAAAUGAGAUCAUGGCUGAAAAUUGAUACAGACUGUUUGUCUCAAGAGAGGUAACAACCUCCUCUUAAAGUUCACUGCCUCACCUCUAAAUAUAUUAUUUGUAAGCAAUAAUCUGAAGAUCCUUUGAAACUUCAUUCAAAUAAUUAAAAGGGCAAUCAAACAGAUCAGUAUUUGUGAGUGAAGAACAGUCAAAGCUUUAUCAAAAUUAGCACUUAUAAUGAAAAAUUAGACAAGGGGGGAGCUGCAGCCCAGGUCAAUACAGUAGUAGUGACUCACUCCAAUGGGACAAUUUAUUCUCUCCUUUAGCUAUCUCACCUCCUCUUAUGGAUAGUAACUUGAGUUGGCCAAAUUGCUGGUCAAAAAAAAAAGGUAGAAUAUA
Messenger RNA from Pocillopora verrucosa, 3207 nucleotides. Its product is annotated as very-long-chain (3R)-3-hydroxyacyl-CoA dehydratase. Gene Ontology annotation, molecular function: 3-hydroxyacyl-CoA dehydratase activity. NCBI's taxonomy places the organism in Eukaryota, Metazoa, Cnidaria, Anthozoa, Scleractinia, Pocilloporidae. Gene Ontology annotation, cellular component: endoplasmic reticulum membrane. The record is from RefSeq and is a predicted model, not a curated record. Gene Ontology annotation, biological process: very long-chain fatty acid biosynthetic process; fatty acid elongation; sphingolipid biosynthetic process.